CAGGGGCGGGACUUCCGGCCUCGCUGGCAUGGACGUUUGUGGUGGGUCGUGUUGGUUCGCAGUCUCAGAACUGUGCUGGGAAGGAUGGUAGGGCGACUGGGUCUCACUUCCGCACCGUUGUAGGACCCGGGGUAGGGUUUUGAGCCCGUGGGAGCUGUCCCACGCGGCCUCGUCCUGCCAACGGUCGGAUGGCGGAGACGAAGGACGCACCGCAGAUGUUGGUGACCUUCAAGGAUGUGGCUGUGACUUUUACCCGGGAGGAGUGGAGACAGCUGGACCUGGCCCAGAGGACCCUGUACCGAGAGGUGAUGCUGGAGACCUGUGGGCUCCUGGUUUCACUAGGGCAUCGGGUUCCCAAACCAGAGUUGGUACACCUGCUAGAGCAUGGGCAGGAGCUGUGGACAGUGAAGAGAGGCCUCUCACACCCUACCUGUGCAGGUGACAGAGCACAAGUUCAUACCAGAGAGCCAACCACUUACCUGCCAGUCUUAUCUGAGCGGGCCUUUCUCCGGGGAAGCCUGACUCUGGAAUCUUUAACCUCAAGUGAUUCGAGGUUGGGGAGAGCUAGGGAUGAGGAAGGGCUUUUGGAAAUGCAGAAAGGUAAAGUGACACCAGAGACAGACCUCCACAAGGAGACCCAUCGUGGGAAAGUGAGCCUUGAAGGUGAAGGUUUGGGGACAGAUGAUGGUCUGCACUCCAGGGCAUUACAAGAGUGGUUAUCAGCAGAUGUUCUCCAUGAAUGUGACUCACAGCAACCAGGGAAAGACGCCUUGAUUCAUGCAGGGACAAACCCCUACAAAUGCAAGCAGUGUGGGAAAGGUUUUAACAGGAAGUGGUAUCUCGUUCGACAUCAGAGGGUUCACACUGGAAUGAAACCCUAUGAAUGCAAUGCGUGUGGGAAAGCCUUUAGCCAGAGCUCAACUCUCAUUCGGCACUACCUCAUCCACACUGGGGAGAAACCAUACAAGUGCCUUGAGUGUGGGAAGGCCUUCAAACGCAGGUCGUACCUCAUGCAGCACCAUCCAAUCCACACUGGAGAGAAACCCUAUGAGUGCAGUCAGUGUCGAAAGGCCUUCACCCACCGGUCUACUUUUAUUCGCCAUAAUAGGACCCACACUGGAGAAAAACCCUUUGAGUGCAAAGAAUGUGAGAAAGCCUUUAGCAAUAGAGCCCACCUAAUUCAACACUACAUCAUCCACACUGGAGAGAAGCCCUAUGAUUGCAUGGCGUGUGGAAAGGCCUUCAGAUGCAGCUCAGAACUCAUACAGCACCAACGGAUUCACACUGGGGAGAAGCCCUAUGAAUGCACCCAGUGUGGGAAAGCCUUUCACCGGAGCACGUACCUCAUUCAGCACUCUGUCAUCCACACUGGGGAGAUGCCCUACAAGUGUAUCGAGUGUGGGAAGGCCUUCAAACGCAGGUCACACCUUCUGCAGCACCAAAGGGUCCAUACAUGAGAACCCUAUUAUUGCAAUGAAUACAGCAAGGCCUUUACCCACUGUUAUUAUUUUAUCAUUUAUAAUGGGACCCAAAAUAGAGGAAGAAGUCCUUCGAGUGCAAAGAAUGUCAGGAAACUUUUCACUUUUUUUGUCAGCUCUUUCUUAACUAACACAUGAGCAGUCACUUUGGAGAGAAGCCCUGUGAAUACAGUGAAUGUAAGGAUCCCUUCAGUCACCACUCAGUUCUCACUCAUUGCAGAAGGAUUCAUACCAGGGGGAAAUGUGGAAGGCAUUCCAUCAACAUCAGAGAACUCAUGCUGGAGAGAGACAUUCCAAAUAUAACUAUUAAGGACAGUCUUUGGCCAGAGGAAAAAUCUUACUAUCUGAGAAUCAUAAUGAAAAGUUACUACAUAAUUGUCAUUGAUGUGAGAAAACUUUCUGUGACCAGAUCGUCACUUACUUGUCCUAUAAAGAGCCAUGCUGGAAUUUGACCCACCUUGGGAUUUUCUCUAUGAACUUAUGAAAACCUUCAGUCACAGGGUGAGAAGAACCCAUGUACGGAUGGCCACAUUAAAAUGUGCACUACAUAAGACUGUUUAAGGCUUUGAUUUUUAUUAAUAAACUCAUUAUUUUUUAAGAGACAGGGACUUGCUCUGUCACCCAGGCUAGGGUGCAGUGGCAUGAUCAUAGCUCCCUGUAACCUCGAACUCCUGGGCUCAAAUGGUCCUCUUGCCUCAAGUUUCUGAGUAGCUUGGGAUACAGGCAUACACCACUACGCCUGGCUAAUUUUUGUAAUUUUAGUAGACACAAGGUUUUACCAUGUUGGCUGGGCUGGUCUGGAACUCCUGGCUUCAAGUGAUCCACCUGCCUUGGCCUCCCAAAGUGCUGGGAUUACAGGUGUGAGUCACCGCACCCAGCCUUAAAUUUUUUUGUAUAGAUGAGGUCUUGCUGUGUUCCCCAGAUUUGUCUCAAACUGCUAGACUCAAGUCAUCAUCCUGCUCAGCCUCCUAAAGUGUUGGGAUUACAGGUGUGAGCCACCACACCUAGCCUAAUAUGGUUUCAAAUGCUCAGCACUCUCACAUUUUCCUGAUUCCAUUCUAUUUGUUUGUUGUCUUUAUUUUCUCUGGCAACAUAGUGAUCUUUGUACUUGCUUGGCCUUCUCAGGUGAGUCCUAAUUCUUUCUGGUGUUUAUCAGAUUCUUUAAUCCUAUGUAGAGGGGUAUUUUUAGGUCCCCCUCAGCAUUUUUCUAGGGAUUGAAUUAUAGCUAAAACAGGCAAAAUAAAACACACAACUAAGAUGAAUCCAUGGUAAACCCAGUAAACCCAAGAAAACAACAUGGAGAGGAAUCUCAUUGUCUGAUCUUGUAAACAUUUGCGUGAAGUUUUGCUACAAAAUAAAGUGCCUAGCAUUUUAACAGAUGAAUCAGGAUAUACGUGUGCAGGUUUACGUGAGUUUUGUAGUUAACCACCAUGACCUUAGUCCCUUGGUGCUAGCACUGAAUAUGGUAAUUAGUUUUGUUGUGUUUUGAGAUGGAUUCUUACUCUGUUGCCUAGGCUGGAGUGCAGGGGUGCGAUCUUGGCUCACUGCAACCUCUGCCUCCCGGGUUCAAGCGAUUCUCCUGCCUCAGUUUCCCAAGAAGCUGGGAUUACAGGCAUGUACUACCAUGCCCAGAUAAUUUUUGUAUUUUUAGUAGAGACAGCGUUUUGCCAUGUUGCCCAGGCUGGUAUCGAACUCCUGACCUCAGGUGAUCCACCCACCUCAGCUUGCCAAAAAGCUGGGAUUAUAGGUGUGAGCCACUGUACUUAGCCUGCAUCUGGUAAUUUGAAAUUCCUUUUGUGAGAUUUUCUUUUAGUUUUCAAGCUACAUGAGAUAAUCUUAGGUUAAAACAUGUAUUGUGUGAAAAAUAAAAAAUUAUCAUUUUCUCACUUUGAGCUUUCCUCACAACCUUUUAAAGCACUGCAUAUAUAUUUCAUGUUUUCAUAGUGGGCAUGUACCUUUUACUGUGGUCCUUUUGCACAUAUUAUAAAUAUAAUUCUUGGUGAGUUAAGAGUUCUCUGUUUUUGUUUUUUCAGGACAGAGUGCACAGUUUCCUGUCCUGUGGGAAGGAGAGUUGACUCUUGAGGACCCCCACCCUCCUGCAUCCUCUCUCUGGAAGGCUGCAUGUAUUGUAGCUGUGGCUGUACUUGUCCCUAAGGCCCUGGGUUCAAGAGAGUUGGAGAAAUCCCUCUAGAAACAUAUUGGCUGUCAAAGGGUUCUUUCCAGGCCUGAGGACCUAGGCCCCAGUUUGUCCCAAAGCAGGAGUGAUGUUUUCCAUGGGAUAAAGGACACCCUAGGGUUUUUCUUAGCUUCCAGCUCUUUCCGUACAGUCUUCACUUAAGUGUUUGGUACAAGGAUCUACUAUGAACUUGCUGCUGUGAUAGGCAAGAAUCUCAUGAGACACCUGUCAUUUAGCUCCAUGGCCACUCACUGUUGUGGUCAUACUUGGAAGAGUGGGAUGCAGUGGAUGGCUGGGCUAUGGGUCCUGCCCUUGAGCAGGGAAGGAACUUACUGUCUAGUAUAGGAAGAACACAUGAGAACAGGUGCAAUAUAUUGACCUAAACCUGUUUAGCACCCAUUUUUAAGUCAGUAGAAGUUUUGAACUUACAGUAAAAGUUGUGAACUUUUGUAUGUUUUCCACAAAUAGUUUAUGAUUGAGGUAAAACAUGGUUUUUGUUUUGUUUUUGAGACAGAGUUUCACUCUUGUUGCCCAGGCUGGAGUGCAGUGGCGCCAUCUGAGCUCACUGCAACCUCUGCCUCCCGAGUUCAAGGGAUUCUCCUGCCUCAGCCUCCCGAGUAGCUGGGAUUAUAGGCGCCCACCACCAUGCCCGGCUAGUUUUUUUGUAUUUUUAUUAGAGACGGGGUUUCACCAUGUUGGCCAGGCGGCCUUGAAUUCCUGACUUCAGGUAGUCCACCCUUCUCAGCCUCCCGAAGUGCUGCGAUUACAGGCAUGAGCCACAGCGCCUGGCGGAGAAAAACCGCUUAAGGUUGAAAAGAGAAAUUUAAGAAAUUGCUGACGGAAUAAAAACAUAAUAGAACUAGAAUAUUGAAGGAAAUGAAAGAAGCAGAAAAGAAAGCACCAGAAGUGAUUUGGAAGAGAAAUUCUAAAAUGAAUGUGAACGACAGAGUGAUCAGAAGAGUGUAGGGAAUUCAUAGUUUCUUUAAACAAGCCAUCUCACAAUGGAAGCCUGUUUAUCUUGAAAUUACUGUGGUUAUUAUUCAUUCUGCCCUUUGAAGAACUGCAGAAAUUCAUAGGGCAAUGUUAAGUGUUUGUGUCUCCAAAAAAGAUGUUGGAGUCGUCACCCUCAGAACCUCAGGUAAUCAUGUUAGUUAAUCCAUUAGGUUAGUUCCUAAUUGACUAUGACUGUGUCCUUAUAAAAAUGGGAAAUUUGGUCACAGAAGCAGAUGUACAGAGGGAAGACGAUGUGAAGACACAGGAAGAACAUCUUCAAGCCAAGGAACACAUGGGGCUACCAGAAGCCGAGAGAGAAGCAUGGAACAUCUGUUCUAGUAAGAAGUGUCUGGGUUGUUUUGGUUUUUUUUCUUUGGAGUUUUUGUGGUAUUAUUUUUAAAUUAUGUUUUAUUGUAGACCUCACAAUUCUUUUUUUUUUUUCUUUUUCACUCAAACUACAGCAAAAUAUUGUAUUUCUAUCCUAUAUUUCAUGGGCUUACCUCUAGCCAAUUGUUUUUAACUGCCAUGUAAUAUUUUACAUCAUGAAGCUUUCAUCCUUGAUUCAAAUCCUGAUUAUGGACAUGUAUUUCCUCCAUUUUCCUGCUAUGAAAUAUAUCACCAUCAGCUUGAUUCAACCUUAAAAAUAAGGUCAUCAGUAUUAUGUUCCAAAUAAACUUAUGGACAUACAUGAGAAAUGUACCUUGCAGCUGAAUGGCUAGGUCAUACGGUGAUCUAGUAUGUAACUGGAAUUAUGUUAUACAUUGCCCUUUCCUCUCCCAUACGAUGGACAAAAGUGUUUCUGUAUCACUGUGUCCCAGACAAUAUUUAGAAUUACCCAGCUUUCCAGUUUUUCUUAUUUUAGAAGUUUAAAAUGAUAUAGAAUAUAUCUGGUAUUUCUCAUAUUGAAAUACAUUUGAACAUUAGUUCAUAUCUUUUCAUUGCCUUUUGUUUUUCCUCUUCUGUCAAUGGUCUACUCAUAUAUUGGCCUGUCUUUAUUUGUAUCUUGACUUUUUAUUGUGUAUUUUGCUUAUGGUGGGAUACUUUAUUGAUGAUUAAUAAGAUUUUCAAGUAUAUGGGCUAGUCCCUUGAUACUAUUGACACUGUAUUUAUCUUCAGUCUCUUGUUGGUAUCUAACUUUGGUUCUGAAGUUUAUGGAAUGGAAGUAUUUAAUUGGAAAGAUUAAACAUUGAUUUUAAUUAA
This is a messenger RNA of Pongo pygmaeus (Bornean orangutan), 5847 nucleotides long. RefSeq names its product zinc finger protein 550 (gene ZNF550). Gene Ontology annotation, cellular component: nucleus. Gene Ontology annotation, molecular function: RNA polymerase II cis-regulatory region sequence-specific DNA binding; DNA-binding transcription activator activity, RNA polymerase II-specific. The transcript is spliced from 6 exons. Gene Ontology annotation, biological process: regulation of transcription by RNA polymerase II. NCBI's taxonomy places the organism in Eukaryota, Metazoa, Chordata, Mammalia, Primates, Hominidae. The record is from RefSeq and is a predicted model, not a curated record. Bases 189 to 1457 code for a protein of 422 amino acids.